UUUCUUAUAAAUUCGAAAAUACCGAAGUUCUGGAGCCAUUACCGGUUUCCACCGGCAACGGCCAGAUCCGGUACCGAACACCAUCCUCAGCCGAGCUCCUCGAGUCCGGUUCAAACAUAGGCCCAUUAUCUCCGUCCGGAAACGGCACAGACGAUCACCCCGAAAAGAUGAUCAAGCGUUCAAUGGCUAGCCAUAAGUCCAUCUCCGACAAGAUCCAUAAGUACCGAGGCGUUUUGCUGGUCAUAUCCAUCCCUGUCGUGCUUAUAACCUUUGUGUUAAACGUCUUUCCGGGGAAAUCGGCGUGUGAUGUAGCCGUGAUGGAGGAGAUCGAAUUAAAUAGAAGGAGAGUAGGGGCGAAUUCCAGAGGGAAUAGGAAUUAUGCUUUGAUUUUUGAUGCGGGGAGUUCAGGAAGUCGAUUUCAUGUUUAUUGUUUUGAUCAGAAUUUGGAUCUUGUUCCAAUUGGCUCUGAUUUAGAGCUUUUUGAACAGCUUAAACCGGGAUUGAGCUACUAUGCAAAAGAUCCGCAGGCUGCGGUCAAUUCAUUAAGUAGUCUUCUUGACAAGGCAGAAAGUGUUGUGCCAAUGGAUUUGCGAUCAAAGACCCCAGUCAGAGUUGGGGCAACCGCUGGUCUGAGGGCUCUAGGAGGAUACACAUCUGAUAAAAUUUUGCAAUCAGUUAUUAAACUGUUGAAAAGUAGAAGCACCCUUAAAUCCGAGGCAAAUGGGGUCAAAAUUCUAGACGGCUCUCAAGUAGGUUCUUAUGAGUGGGUAACAAUAAAUUACCUAUUAGGGAAUUUGGGAAGGACAUAUCAAAACACGGUUGGGAUAGUUGAUCUUGGCGGUGGAUCUGUUCAAAUGGCGUAUGCCAUCUCAGAGAGUGCUGCUUCAAGGGCUCUAAGUGUACCAGUUGGACAGGACAAUUAUGUAAAUGAAAUGCAUCUGAAAGGAUCGAAAUAUCAUCUUUAUAUUCACAGGUGUCCUCAUUUUGACAAAUUAUGA
Messenger RNA from Hibiscus syriacus, 998 nucleotides. RefSeq names its product apyrase 2-like. Gene Ontology annotation, cellular component: membrane. Gene Ontology annotation, biological process: nucleoside diphosphate catabolic process. The record is from RefSeq and is a predicted model, not a curated record. The coding region runs from base 168 to 998 and encodes 276 amino acids. The transcript has 5 exons. Lineage: Eukaryota; Viridiplantae; Streptophyta; Magnoliopsida; Malvales; Malvaceae. Gene Ontology annotation, molecular function: nucleoside diphosphate phosphatase activity.